This is a messenger RNA of Onychostoma macrolepis, 1832 nucleotides long. RefSeq lists its product as uncharacterized. The transcript is spliced from 5 exons. The record is from RefSeq and is a predicted model, not a curated record. Bases 48 to 791 code for a protein of 247 amino acids. NCBI's taxonomy places the organism in Eukaryota, Metazoa, Chordata, Actinopteri, Cypriniformes, Cyprinidae.
CCACAGUUUAGUUCAGGCUUUUAUAGUGUUAUUUAAAACAGUUAGAAAUGGUUCACAAAAUACUUUUAUUCUCUAUGUGCUUAUGGCAUCUGGUUGAUGAACUAGAGUCAGUGUCAGUGACGGAGGGAGAUUCUGUCACGCUACACCAUAAUCUCACGGUUAUUAACAUGCAGAGAAAUGAUGAGAUCGAGUGGAGGUUUGAAGGCAUUCGCAUCGCUAGAGUGAUCGUGAACAAUUCAGAAUAUUAUAAUGAUGGGACAUUCAGAGACAGAUUGAAGCUGGAUCAUCAGACUGGAUCUCUGACCAUCACAAACACCAAAAUCACAGACUCUGGACUUUACCAACUAAAGACCAUUACUGGGCAUAAGGAAUCAAUCAAGAGAUUCAAUGUUGCUGUUAAUGCUCGUCCACCCUCUCCUACCACCACUUCAUCAUCUGAAAGCACGAGUGUUGCAGCAUCAGCCCCACAAACAACUCCUCACCCUCCAGAUUCUGCAUCUCUGAUAGUGCUGAUUUCUGCUGUUGCUGCUGGAUCUCUGUUGAUUGUGGCUGCAGUCGGGGUCUUCUGGAUCUGUAGAAAAUGUAGAAAAACUAUUCAAGAAGGCAAGUGUUAUGCACUGCUGAUAGACAUGCUAAAACAACACAGUUGUAACUAUUUUUACAUGUCUUUCAUUGUUGUUAAAACAGUCCAGACGAAUAAUGAAGACAUUACUUACGCUGAUCCAACAUUCUACAAAAGAAAAACACAAAAAGUGGUUAUAAAACAACGGGAAGAAUUGCCAUCGGACUAAACCCGCAGCUGACAACCACAGACGCAGACACACACACACACACACACACACACACACACACACGGAAAGAGCACCGCAACUUUACAAUUGUUCAAUUAAAAUAAACGUAUUUUGCUCCAUACAACGUGUCUGUUGCCUUUGAUUAGCCUAAAAGUAAAAUAAAAUGACAUUCAGAGUACUUAAAGCGAAAGUCCCCUAAACGUCCCGAAUGGCCGCUGCACGUCCUGUGAACGUCCUCGUGAAUGUCCGGAGGACGUCUUCGCGAACGUCCGCUGGACGUCAAGGGGACCCUACACGCUGACGUCCGGGGGACGUUAGCAGAGGCCGUUUAGGGGACGUCCUGGGGACCUUUUUUUGUUAGCUGGGAUAUGACUCCUGCGUCAUUGAAAAGUGAGGUUUUUGAAACAUUUCGCGGUACAGACAUACCUGUAAAAAAUGAAACAUCUCUAGUUGAGUAGCAGAGUAUUAAUUUCGUUUGUUUGUGUUAAAUAAAAGGCGAUUUGAUGCUGAAAUGUGUUGCUUUUGAAACACGCUGAGUGCUAGUUGCUGCUGUUGUUAGUGAUGACAGCUCGUGCUCAGACGCUUCAGUCCCGUUCGUUCCAUUGAAACCACAAAAUAAAAUGCACACAAACAUGUCCCUGCCUUUGAUAUACAAUCACUGAUGAACGCAUUUAGUUUUAAUUACUAAAAAAACACAGACGAUGUGACAUGCUUAAUGUAUACCACCUGAGUAUUAUUCCACUCGCAAGCUUUCAGCGGAGCUGCGUACAUCACUGUCCUGAAGAAUUUGUACUAGGAUAUAGAAUUAUUUUGAUGUAUAGAUACGUUUCUAUAUGAAUUCCAUGUCAAUAAAUUAAACUUAAUGUACCAUUCAAAUUGAUUUGUGAUGUCAUAUAUGCUAUUUUUGGCUUGUUUCACCAAGUGCAGUGUAAAAGGCACACAUCGGAUACGAGUCACUUUUAAAAGAAAUGUAAGCACGUCGUCCAAAAAAUCGGAUAUAGUCACAAAAUCGGAAUUGGUCAUCAAGACCUGCAGUGUAAA